Culex pipiens pallens (northern house mosquito) is the source of this 1135-nucleotide messenger RNA. RefSeq lists its product as uncharacterized. The coding region runs from base 262 to 774 and encodes 170 amino acids. The record is from RefSeq and is a predicted model, not a curated record. NCBI's taxonomy places the organism in Eukaryota, Metazoa, Arthropoda, Insecta, Diptera, Culicidae. The transcript is spliced from 4 exons.
CGCAAAACGGUAGCGCAUCGGCGGUGGUGGCGCACGAUUCCCAAAGUGUGGUCAAAUCGAAGUUUAAACAAAAUGUUUAGUCCAAAAUUAGAACUCGUGGUUGUGCUAGCUGUGGAGAGCUUGGAAACGAACUCAAUUUUGUGUAGUAGGCAAAAGUGUUGAAAAGUGCCAUUACUGAAAGAAAAUAAACUGUGGAAGAAGCAACUGGAAAAAAAACUGCUAAAGUAAAAUUUCAAAUUUGAAGUUCUCAACUCAGUCUCGAUGUACAAUUCAAUAUUAGCUGGAAAAAUGGGACUAAGACUUCUUAUACUGGCUAUUGUUGGACUUGGAUCGCUGUACGUUUUGCAUCUGCUUGCGCAAGACUUUAUGAAACUGUCGAAACCCCUCUUCAUGGCGUCUGGGAAACGUGACACAUCUUUAUUCAAUCGAACCAGUGAACUUAUAAACUUUGAACAGCACAUAGACUGGAACAGGAUAUUAAAGCACGACCCAUUCAAGUGCUCACAAUCCCUUAUUUGCCAAAUAGCAGCUGGAGCUGAAAUGAAAAAUUCCGCGGCAAAUGCAAUCUACGAAUUUGUACAGUACAGUGUAGAAAACAACAAGAACGUUCCCAGCCGGAUAAAGCAAUCUUUCGAGCGGGGGCUCAGUUUCAAUCAAUUUAACGAGACAGAUUACAGCAACUGCUUUGCACACUAUCCACUUUGCAUAUACUCGGCGAAAACUAUGCUCAAACUGCUGGAUCUGCACACCAAAUUAUUUCAACCAUGGACCUAGUGUUUAAAAGUAUAAAUUUAAGAUUAAUGUAUAGUACGAUAAGCGGAUAAGAUAGUUCUUAAUGUUCGGUUUAUCCUCACAAGAAAACUUGAUAUGCAUAAAUUUCUAAAAUCGGAAUGCUUUUUUACAUUUGCAACCGUUGUUACCUGACAUUUCCAAAUACAAAAUGAUAGAAAGUCAUAAAUCAAAAAUACUACUAAAAAAUACAACAAGAGUGUCAUGAAAUGUACAUAAUCAGAGAAACUUUGUAAGCCGACAGUACUGUUAAUCGAGUUUUUCAGUUGGAAGUUCAAUUGCCUGCUGCUAGGUUUAAGUUACAAAGCCGCUUUAACUAAUAAAUAAACAUUCAUAACUAGAAAAA